AUGUAUCGACCGAACUUCUACGAAAGCACGUGCUUUCGUUGCAACGAGAUCGUCUACCAAGUGGACAGAGUCGGACCCCUCAAAGAUUUCACCUUCUUCCAUAGCGGCUGUUUCAAAUGUGCUGUUUGUGGCACUAAAUUAACUUUAAAGACAUACUACAAUAAUCAGCACUGGACAGAAGACAAAGAAGUAUACUGUUCGAGCCAUGUGCCCAAAAUAGGGCCGGGGCACUUGGACAACUCUUCCGUAGGCAUUCGCAGCGCACUUAACGUGCCUAAAAGCAAUAACUACGUCAAUGAACAGAUCCGGGGACUCGCCAGGAACAGCCAUGACAAUGAAUUAUUGUCGGCAGUGUCUCCGAUGCGUACGACGAACGGCGGCAGCGCACACGCAUCGCCUGCGCGUGAAUUAUCGCGGAACACUCCGGACUACCAAUAUGGGCGCUUCGACGUGAGCGCGUUGCAUAUCGCGCAUGCGCUCAAACAGACAGAACUCCAGAAGGCUUAUCACAGGCCAAAAGAGAAGCCUAUAGACUGCUAUUUGAGUUCCAAAUUCCAGAGAAAAGAAUUCCAAAAGAAGUCAGAAACCAGCUAA
This is a messenger RNA of Arctia plantaginis, 594 nucleotides long. Lineage: Eukaryota; Metazoa; Arthropoda; Insecta; Lepidoptera; Erebidae. The record is from the annotation of a GenBank genome assembly.